This is a messenger RNA of Suillus discolor, 1835 nucleotides long. RefSeq lists its product as uncharacterized. The transcript has a single exon. Bases 100 to 1668 code for a protein of 522 amino acids. The record is from RefSeq and is a predicted model, not a curated record. NCBI's taxonomy places the organism in Eukaryota, Fungi, Basidiomycota, Agaricomycetes, Boletales, Suillaceae.
ACAGCAAGCACUGCUUCACACUAGGAUCCGGAAAGGCUUAACUUGCAACGUUGACAUUGACUAGCUCUAAACACCACUAACCGAUCAGUGCGCUUCACUAUGUCUGCCGUCUCGCACGGCGCUCGUCACCUGAGGCAAGGUAUCGGCGGAACCAAACACCAUGCCCCUGUGACUGGUUCUGCUCGGUCACUUCACAGCUCUGCGUUCAUUCCGCCACUACGAACGCCCCAGCCGUCCACUGCUCAACGAAUUUUUACAAACUCUCGUAACCUCGUCUCCAGAUUCUUUGCUCACUUAACUACUCCAGGACUUGCGCAUUCAGUUACAGUCGCUCCGAGUCACUCGCUUGUCCGUCCUGCUAACUUCCAUUCCACUGCUCAGAGCGUUAAAGCAUCGUACUCGCUCCCCGUGAGAAAUGCCCUUUACCGCCCAUUAUCUUUACCACGCCUUCCUCGUCCGACUCCCAUCCCCGGGAACGUAGCUAAUGUUGGUCUUGGCACUGCUCGUUCAUUCCAUUCUGCGCGCCCCAUAUUCCAGAAUCUCGUGGAUAACGUUCCUAUCACUACCCGUGCCCUUUGGGAGGCUGAAUGGGAACUCAAGGCAAAGAAGAAGGAGGAGCGCAAAUUCCGCAAAGCUAAGGAAAAUGUGGCACUUCCAAAGACCAAGGAGAUGCUCAAGCCAAAGCAGAAGCUCAUUGUUGCUGAAGCUGAAGUCCCCGCCGAAAUCGACAUCUCUGAGCUUGAUCAUUACAUGCCACAACCUGCUUUGCCGGAAGUAACGACUUACCUGCUCGUUCCUAUCGCUCCUACUCCCACCUCUCGUCUGCCCCUAUCUGCACAUUCUACCGUGGGAACUAGCUCAUUCCAUCCGCUUCUUCCUGUACCUGAAAUUGCUGCUGCGCAUAAGACGCAUCGUAAUCAUUCACUUCGCGUGUCCACCCUUUUUUCCCGAUUGGAUGCUGCGAACGUGUGGGACGACCCUGGCGUCGGCGUAGAUGCCUACGCCUUUGGUUCCAAUUUAGGAGAUGAUCCAGGCGAUAAACAGUGUACGAUACUGCGGGUUACAUUUGCAGGUUGGACAGCUGCCCAAGUGCGCAGCGUCACCGGAGAUAGCGGACAAGGAUGGUGUGCUUUCGAAGAAGUUUACUCAGAUGCUAUGUCUGCUUCCUCGCAGACGAGUACGAUCGAUGAAGAAGAAGUUUUAUCGAGUCCCGAGUCGGUUGCUUCCAGUAUCGAGCUCGAUCUAGCAUCCUUGUCAGAACUGGACUGCGACAAAGAUGCUGAUGUCAGUUCAGACAUUGAACUUGAUUCGGAUGAUUGGGACUAUGGGCUCGGGUUAUCGCCCUCUCCCGACGUGCAUGAGAACUUCGUUCUGCCAACGCUGGACUUUUCGUCGUCAUUUGCGCAGGUUGCAUCUCCUACCCAAUCAUGGGCUCCACCGCCGCAUAUUAUCCUUCGCACAGCGUCGGAGCUUGCCGAGGAGUUUGGCAAUGUGUGGUCCCCCACUUCAUCGUCUUCGCUCUCGCCGUCACCCUCGUACGACUGCCUGUCUGAUCGGGAGGUACAUGGAAUUUCACGUGUUGCAGAAAGCGAGAUGGAGAGAUCGUGGUUGAGGGUUAGCAUGGGGCUGAGCUCUUCGUUCGCUGAGAGACUUGAGGCGCUGCGAUAAUUGCCAAGAGAUUGAUCGGAUGUACGAAUCCGCGUUGCGUAUGCUACACGCUCUUUUCUUUUUUCCAUGUUUUCUUUCUUGAAUAUUCUGUACCAUUAGGAAGCUUUGAUCAUCGAUUCAAUGACUGAAAAUUAUGCGAGGAUUCUCACAACAAUCAAAGUUCAACG